Messenger RNA from Thermothelomyces thermophilus ATCC 42464, 189 nucleotides. RefSeq lists its product as uncharacterized. The annotation marks the transcript as partial. The record is from RefSeq and is a predicted model, not a curated record. The transcript is spliced from 2 exons. NCBI's taxonomy places the organism in Eukaryota, Fungi, Ascomycota, Sordariomycetes, Sordariales, Chaetomiaceae.
AAGAAGAAAGUCAAGCUUGACCUGCCUAAUAAAUUCGAUAGAAGUAAGGAGAAACUAGUUAGAUUCCUUACUACUAUAAGAGCCUAUCUCUGCUACUAUAACGACAAGUUCCUAGAUAAUAAAGCUAAAGUCCUUUAUAUAGCUACAAGACUAGAGGGCAAGGCACUUAGAUGGUUCGAGCCUAUGUAG